Molecule: messenger RNA, 3678 nt
Organism: Physcomitrium patens
Lineage: Eukaryota; Viridiplantae; Streptophyta; Bryopsida; Funariales; Funariaceae
Product: coatomer subunit beta-1
Biological process (GO): endoplasmic reticulum to Golgi vesicle-mediated transport; intra-Golgi vesicle-mediated transport; intracellular protein transport
Cellular component (GO): COPI vesicle coat; cytoplasm
Molecular function (GO): structural molecule activity
Source: RefSeq, a predicted model, not a curated record
CAACCCUAGAGAGAGUGUGUGUGUUUUUCGCUCAUGCUCAGAGUGGUCCGUCAUUGCUUUCCCCCCCUCGACCUCCGAUCGCACGCUGCCCUUGCCACAUUAUCACAUUCAGGUUGUCUGUGAUGGAUGUUUGAAGGAGUGGUGGUAGGUGAGGGAGGGUGUUGAUUUUAAGUGAGUGAGAGGUUGGAAAAAGGGAGGGCGGGGUAGGGCGUGGAAAGAGGUUUUCGAGAUGGAGAAGACUUGCACCUUGCUGGUGCAUUUCGACAAGGGGACACCGGCACUAGCGAAUGAGAUCAAAGAGCAGCUGGAAGGUCAUGACACGGAGCUGAAAGUAGAUGCGAUGAAGAAAGCAGUGAUGCUUCUUCUGAAUGGUGAAACUCUGCCCACACUGUUCAUAACUAUUGUGAGAUACGUGUUGCCCUCGGAGGAUCACACUGUGCAAAAGCUUCUGCUUCUGUACUUGGAGAUCAUAGACAAGACCGAUGCUAAAGGGAAAAUCCUCCCGGAGAUGAUCCUCAUUUGCCAGAACCUCCGCAACAACUUACAACACCCGAACGAGUACAUUCGGGGAGUGACAUUGCGUUUUCUUGCGAGAUUGAAGGAAGCCGAGCUCAUUGAGCCCUUGAUCCCGUCCAUUUUGACCAAUUUGGAGCACCGCCAUGCUUUUGUGAGACGAAAUGCCAUUUUAGCGAUGAGCGCGAUUUACAGUCUCCCUCAAGGAGACCAACUCCUUGUUGAUGCGCCGGAAAUGAUCGAGAAAUUGCUUGCCAGUGAGCAGGAUCUGUCUGCACGUCGGAACGCCUUUUUGAUGCUGUAUACAUGCGCGCAGGAUAGGGCAGUGAAUUAUCUCCUGAAUCAUUUGGAAAAUGUGUCUUCGUGGGGCGAUAUUCUGCAGAUGGUAGUUUUGGAUCUUGUGAGGAAGGUGUGCCGUUUGAACCCAGAUGAGAAAGGAAAAUACAUGAAGAUCGUGAUCUUGUUGCUGUCUUCCACAUCUGCCGCUGUUUCAUAUGAGAGUGCAGGCGCUCUGGUGUCUCUAUCCUCUGCUCCUACUGCCAUAAGAGCGGCUGGAAACUGUUAUUGCCAACUCCUGCUGUCACAGAGUGAUAACAAUGUCAAACUUAUUAUUCUUGACCGGCUGACUGAGCUCAAGGCUGCUCACAGGGAAAUAAUGGUGGAGAUGGUAAUGGACGUUCUUCGUGCUCUUUCAAGCCCUAAUCUUGAUAUUCGGCGAAAGACACUGGAUAUUGCUCUGGAUCUCAUCACGCCUCGAAACAUUGACGAGGUCGUGAUGACUCUCAAAAAAGAGGUCGUUAAGACCCAGACCAUGGAACUUGAGAAGUGCGGAGAGUAUAGGCAAAUGUUGGUGCAAGCUAUCCAUGCCUGCGCAUUGAAGUUCCCAGAGGUUGCAAGCACAGUUGUGCAUCUCCUCAUGGACUUCCUAGGGGAUUCGAACGUUGCUUCCGCACUUGAUGUGGUCUUCUUUGUGAGGGAAAUCACUGAGACAAAUCCAAAGCUCAGAGAGUCUAUUAUGUCCAGGCUUUCGGACACAUUCUAUCAGAUUAGGUCAUCUAGAGUUUGCACUUGUGCGCUGUGGAUUAUUGGCGAGUACUCUCACUCUCUGCAGGAAAUUGAGAGUAGCAUUGCUUUAAUUAAGCAAUCUUUAGGAGACAUGCCUUUCUUUUCAGCAGCUGACGAAAAUGAUGGUAGUGUAGCUGGUGACAACAAAUCUUCAUCUGGCAACAAGGCACCUCCGCCAAUCAACGUAUCUAGCGCUUCGUCAAAACGGCCUGCCGUUUUAGCUGACGGAACAUAUGCAACACAAAGUGCCGUGGUUGACAAUGUUCAUAUCUCAGGAACUUCCGCAACCUCAAAUUCAGCUGCAAAUCUGAGAGCUAUCCUCCUAACUGGGGACUUUUUUCUGGGAGCUGUGGUUUCUGCUACUCUGACCAAACUCGUGAUGCGCCUGGAAGAGGUUCAGACUUCCGGAGUUGCCUUGAACAAAAUCAAGGCUGAAAUUAUGCUGAUUUUGGUGUCGAUGCUAAGACUUGGUGAAUCAUCUGUCCUGCCCCACCCCAUAGACAGGGAUUCUUAUGAUAGAAUUUCUCUUUGCAUUAGACUUCUUUCAAGCCCGGAUGAUGUGAUCCGAAGCGUAUGGUUGAAGUCUUGCCACGACAGUUUCGUAGUUAUGCUCAAGGAGAAACAGGAUCGUGAAAAUGAGGACUUGAAGGCCAAGGCUAUGGUGUCAUAUGCACAGCCAGACGACCUUAUUGAUUUCUAUCAUCUCAAAAGCAGAAAGGGUAUGAGCCAGCUGGAACUCGAAGAUGAAGUUCAGACAGAUCUCAAGCGCGCAACAGGAGAAAUUAGCAAAGACGGCGAAACCGAUAGGAACCUGAACAGAGUUUUGCAGCUCACAGGUUUCAGUGACCCAGUGUACGCAGAAGCGUACGUGACUGUUCAUCAGUAUGAUAUAGUGUUAGAUGUGACGGUUGUAAACCGCACUUCUGAGACGCUACAGAACCUAUGCUUGGAGUUGGCAACCAUGGGAGAUCUGAAGUUAGUGGAACGCCCACAGAAUUAUGCUUUGGCACCCCAAACCAGCAAGCAAAUCAAGGCCAAUAUCAAGGUGUCUUCAACAGAAACAGGAGUCAUCUUCGGGAACAUUGUAUAUGAGACUACUAGUGCGUUGGACCGUAAUGUCGUUGUAUUGAAUGACAUACAUAUCGACAUCAUGGAUUACAUCUCACCUGCAUCUUGUGCAGAUGUCGUCUUCAGAAACAUGUGGGCUGAAUUUGAAUGGGAAAACAAGGUUGCUGUUAACACCAAUAUUCAAGACGUUCAAGAAUUUCUGAACCAUGUUGUUGCCUCAACUAAUAUGAAGUGCCUCACUCCUCCGUCUGCAUUGGAGGGAGACUGUGGUUUUCUUGCUGCUAAUCUUUAUGCUAAGAGUGUUUUUGGAGAGGAUGCUUUGGUCAAUGUUAGCAUUGAGAAACAACCGGAUGGUAAGCUGGGCGGUUACAUUCGAAUCAGAAGUAAGACUCAAGGAAUUGCUCUAAGUCUAGGGGACAAGAUCACUUUGAAACAGAAAGGCUAAGUUUUGCAGAUCCUUGCAGAUCCUUGCAGAUCUUUCAUGGUACUGCAGCUCCUCUCCAACUGAGUUCUUCAAGUAUAACAGGCACUGAAUCAUCUAGUAUUUAGGCAUUAUGCAUGUAGUAGUGUACAUGCAUGAAUGUUUCUUCACAGAUGGACCUCCAUCUAUCUCAUUCAGAGAGAGCUCAGAUUCUUCGAGUUCGACCUCUUUUCCCCCAUUCUGCCUUUUUUUAUCACCUAUUAUGCAUUCUAGUUCGUGUAUUUUCAUGUUUUUCAGAAAGAACAGUCACAUUGAAGAACAGAGUUUGUAUACAAUGGCCCACCCAUAGUUCAGUGGAAAAGUUGAGUCCAGAUUUCAAAUCUAGCCUCUUAUUUAAGAAGAGCAUCGUUUUUUACAGCGAUUGAAUAAGCUUCAAGACUCAACUGGAUAAGGGGAAGUUCACAUGCCACUGUUCUGCCUUAUGGGUGUUUGCGUCCACAGAAUUGUCUCGAUAAUUCAACUGUGGGUAGAGCCGACAGUUCCAAGUAUGGAAUCAAAUAUUCGUUUUAUGUUUCUAUCUUUUGAAUAAAAUUUUCAUGACAUUAAAUGAU